AGUGGCAGGGUCACUAGCCAAACCGCUCUCUUUCCCAAUGGAUAAAGGUGGUUCCCGCGAGUUCUGCAGCUCCUCCCAGUAUCCUCUCUCCGGGGCCAUGCACCAGUUUAUUUGUGGUUUCUCUUCCUUCUCUCUGCCAGACUCGUUGCGUUUGCUUCUUCUUCCUCUCCCUUCUCAGCGCUCUGCUUUUCCAUUUCUUCCUCCCAACAUCAUUCCUAUACGUAAAUUAUGCUUUCAUUUGCCGUCUAAAUCCAAUGCAAGGCUCGCUGCUUCCCUUCUCCCGUCAAAGAAGCAGUUCUUGGAUCCCGACGAAGAAGAAGAAGAAGAAGAAGAAGACGAAGAAGAAGAAGAAGAAGAAGAAGAAGAUGAUGAUGAUGAUGAUGAAGCUGCAGAAGAAUACGAGGGAUUCACUGACGAUGAAAUCGCUGCCAUGGCAUCCUCCGUGCAAGGGCCCGCAGUGCCUCGGUUUGAGGAGCAUAAAUGGCAGAGAGUAGAGAGGCUUCGAUCGGAAGUCAGAGAGUUUGGGGAUGAAAUCAUUGACAUUGAGGAGCUCGCGUCUAUUUACGACUUCCCAAUAGAUAAUUUUCAGCGCUUGGCUAUCCAAGCACUGUUGAGAGGCUCAUCGGUAGUAGUUUCUGCGCCAACAAGUAGUGGAAAGACAUUGAUAGCAGAAGCUGCAGCAGUGGCCACAAUAGCUAGAGGAAGGCGCCUUUUUUAUACAACUCCGUUGAAGGCUCUGUCCAAUCAAAAGUAUCGAGAUUUCUGUGGGACAUUUGGUGAAAGCAAUGUUGGCCUUCUUACUGGAGAUGCUGCAGUCAACAAAGAUGCUCAAAUAUUAAUCAUGACUACGGAGAUUUUACGUAAUAUGCUAUAUCAGAGUGUUGGCAUGUUUUCUUCUGGGAGUAGCCUCUUCAAUGUUGAUGUGAUUGUUUUAGAUGAAGUACACUAUCUUAGUGACAUAUCUCGGGGUACCGUCUGGGAAGAGAUAGUAAUCUAUUGUCCGAAAGAAGUUCAACUUAUAUGUCUUUCAGCAACGGUUGCAAAUCCUGAUGAGCUAGCAGGUUGGAUUGGGAAGAUACAUGGUACAACAGAGUUGGUAACAUCAACAAAACGGCCAGUUCCACUUACUUGGCACUUUUCUACAAAGAAUUCUUUGUUACCACUCCUUGAUGAGAAAGGAAAGAAAAUGAAUAGGAAACUAUCAAUUAGUUACCUACAACUUUCUGCUUCUGGCGUCAACUCAUACAAGGAGGAUCGAUCAAGAAGAAAAAAUAUUAGAAAAGGUGAAAGUGACUGGAGCUACAACAGGGCUGAUAGUAUGUCUGGACUGGCUGCAUUAUCAAAGAAUGACAUGAACGCAAUUCGCCGCUCACAAGUUCCUCAGGUUAGAGAUACAUUGAGGCACCUUAGGGUGAGGGAUAUGCUGCCAGCUGUUUGGUUUAUUUUUAGCCGGAAAGGAUGUGAUGCUGCUGUUCAGUAUCUUGAAGAUAGCAAGCUUUUAGAUGAGUGUGAGAUAGGUGAAGUUGAAGUGGCUUUGAAGAAGUUCUGUAUUCGGUAUCCUGAUGCUGUUAGAGAGACAGCUGUUAAAGGUCUUUUGCAAGGGGUUGCAGCACAUCAUGCUGGCUGUCUACCGCUAUGGAAGUCAUUUAUCGAAGAGUUAUUUCAACGAGGCCUUGUUAAGGUUGUUUUUGCUACGGAAACACUUGCUGCAGGGAUUAACAUGCCAGCUAGGACUGCUGUUAUUGCAUCUCUUAGUAAAAGGACUGAAUCUGGGCGUGCCCUUUUAAGCCCAAAUGAACUACUACAAAUGGCUGGGCGAGCUGGACGUAGAGGCAUUGAUGAACGGGGUCAUGCAGUCCUUGUUCAGACACCUUAUGAAGGGGCAGAAGAGUGCUGCAAGCUUCUCUUUGCUGGACUUGAACCUCUUGUUUCACAAUUUACUGCUUCAUAUGGAAUGGUGCUGAAUCUCCUUGCGGGUGCAAAAUUAACCUGCAGAACAAAAGAAGCCGAUGAUGUGAAAACUUUUCAAGCUGGACGAACAUUGGAAGAAGCUCGAAAGCUGAUCGAGCAAAGCUUUGGAAACUAUGUUGGAAGCAAUGUCAUGCUCAUUGCAAAAGAAGAGCUUUCUAAGAUAGAACGGGAAAUUGAGUUCCUUACUUCUGAAGCUAGUGAAGAUGCUAUUGACAGGAAGUGCCGGGAGCAGUUGUCUGAGGAGGCAUAUAGGGAGAUUUUUGAUCUGCAGCAAGAAUUACGAGCAGAGAAACGGUUACGGACUGAACUUCGACGGAGGAUGGAAUUGGAGAGAAUGGCUGCAUUGAAAACUCAGUUGAAAGAGUUGGAAAGUGGACUUCUACACUUCAUGUGCUUGAAAUAUAAAGAUAAUGAAGAAGUUUCACACCUCAUCCCUGCUAUUUAUUUGGGGAAUGUGGACUCUUUCUCUGCUUCUAAAGUCAAGAACAUGGUUUAUGUGGACGAUUCCUUUGCACUAAACUUGGAAGCUGAGUCAAGUGAAAUUCUAGAAAUUGAAGGACAGGUUGAUGCCAAACCAUCUUAUCAUGUGGCUCUUGGAUCAGAUAAUUCAUGGUAUCUGUUUACAGAGAAGUGGGUUAAAACAUUAUACAAGCCAGGCUUCCCUAACGUUCCUUUAGCUCAAGGAGAUGCUUUGCCGCAGGAAAUUAUGUUUGCUCUCCUGGAAAAGGAAGACUUUCAGUGGGAGAAACUUGCUGGUUCUGAUUUUGGGGAUCUGUGGUGCAUGGAAGGAUCUCUUGAGACAUGGUCUUGGAGUUUAAAUGUGCCAGUCUUGAGUAGCCUUUCUGAAGAUGAUGAGGUGCUGAACAUGUCAUCUUCAUACCAUGAAGCUGCAGAGUCGUACAAGGAACAAAGACGAAAUGUUUCUCGUCUGAAGAAAAAGAUCAUCAGUACCAAUGGAUUUAAAGAAUUUAAGAAGAUCAUAGAUGUGACUAACUUCACGAAAGAAAAGAUUAAACGCUUGAAGGCAAGAUCAGACCGUUUAAUUAAUCGAAUGGAGCAAAUUGAGCCAUCUGGCUGGAAGGAGUUCAUACAGAUCAGCAAUGUCAUUCAUGAAGCCAGAGCACUGGAUAUCAACACACACGUGAUAUUUCCUCUUGGUGAAACUGCAGCUGCAAUUCGAGGAGAAAAUGAACUUUGGCUUGCAAUGGUUCUUCGGAAUAAAAUUUUACUAGAUCUAAAACCAGCGGAACUUGCUGCUGUUUGUGGAAGUUUAGUUUCUGAAGGAAUUAAAAUUCGUCCUUGGAAAAGCAACAGCUAUAUAUAUGAACCUUCCACUAAAGUAGUCAAUGCCAUAAUGUUGUUGGAUGAGCAGAGAAGCUCACUCUUGCAACUCCAAGAUAAACAUGGGGUAAAUAUACCUUGUGAAUUAGAUAGCCAAUUCUCUGGCAUGGUUGAGGCUUGGGCCUCUGGCUUAACUUGGCGGGAAAUUGUGAUGGAUUGUGCAAUGGAUGAGGGGGAUCUAGCUCGCCUCUUACGGCGUAGUAUUGACUUAUUGGCUCAGGUACCUAAAUUGCCCGAUAUUGAUCCAUUUCUGCAAAAAAAUGCGAAUAUUGCAUCUAAUGUCAUGGACCGUGUGCCUGUAAGUGAGCUUGCUGGAUGAAGCAGCCAAGCGUAUAUGAUGAAGCAGCAAACAUUUGCAUUUGAUCUUACUCAAUGUAUUCUUGUCAUGCUGUAUUGUAUAUCAAAUGUUGUCGUAUCUAGUUCCAAAUGUAGAAAAUCUAAGUGUAAAUAUUUGCAUGUGGCUUUGGAGUCCCUUUAAACCCAAUUUAUUAACAAGGAAAAGCUUCUUCAUGGGCAUAGAAA
This is a messenger RNA of Magnolia sinica, 3834 nucleotides long. Its product is annotated as DExH-box ATP-dependent RNA helicase DExH15 chloroplastic. The record is from RefSeq and is a predicted model, not a curated record. Lineage: Eukaryota; Viridiplantae; Streptophyta; Magnoliopsida; Magnoliales; Magnoliaceae. Gene Ontology annotation, cellular component: Ski complex. Gene Ontology annotation, biological process: nuclear-transcribed mRNA catabolic process, 3'-5' exonucleolytic nonsense-mediated decay. Bases 38 to 3631 code for a protein of 1197 amino acids. Gene Ontology annotation, molecular function: RNA helicase activity; ATP binding; nucleic acid binding. The transcript is spliced from 16 exons.